Molecule: messenger RNA, 625 nt
Organism: Rhipicephalus sanguineus (brown dog tick)
Lineage: Eukaryota; Metazoa; Arthropoda; Arachnida; Ixodida; Ixodidae
Exons: 5
Coding region: 1-594 (197 amino acids)
Source: RefSeq, a predicted model, not a curated record
AUGUGGUUCUCGCGGGCCGCAAAGCGGCGUCCCGGUGUUUGCCUCGUCGGCUUGUCCCCGAACUUCAAGAAGCCGGCAACGUCUGAACUUCAAGUCUGCACAACGCGUCGCGUCGGGGACCUGCUGCGGGCGGAGCGCAGCUUCGACUUGGCUGCUAGACCUGCAGAGUGCACAUGGACCAGCCGUGGCUUCGCGCUCAAGCGUUAUUCGAGCGCUGACGUACUGACACGCCCCGUGCCACACCGGCUUAUAUUUCGCGCUAUCGCCGACGGAGUCUUCAUGGCGGACGUGCUCCCGGCAUUCGAUCGAGAGCGCCGACUGUCUUCACACACCCCUUGGGCCACAACGGCAGAUCUCCCUGGCGGAUAUCCUCCCGGCACUACCUCAACUGUACAUACUCUUCGUGCCGCCGGGUCUAGCAACUGCAGACGAGGCCAUCGUCGAGGAGUUUCAGCGCCGGCAACACAUCGGGGACCGCCACAAGCAUCGUCGUUACUGCUAGCUUCAACAUCGGCAUCAAACAAAAUGGCAGGUGAGCCUGCUAACGAGGCUGGCGAGGGUCACUGUCUUCCCCCACGACGGAAGUGCGCGUAAUAGCUUCAGGAUUAGCGAACACUAGGCAGGU